This is a messenger RNA of Prosopis cineraria, 1584 nucleotides long. Its product is annotated as polygalacturonase At1g48100. Gene Ontology annotation, biological process: carbohydrate metabolic process. Gene Ontology annotation, molecular function: polygalacturonase activity. The transcript is spliced from 8 exons. NCBI's taxonomy places the organism in Eukaryota, Viridiplantae, Streptophyta, Magnoliopsida, Fabales, Fabaceae. The record is from RefSeq and is a predicted model, not a curated record. Bases 15 to 1427 code for a protein of 470 amino acids.
UUCCCUGAACUGAAAUGAAGAGAAACAGUAGCAAUUCUCUUCUCUUUCUCCUCUUCUUACUGAUUCAUGUCAUUUUGAACUCUUGUAUCAUUUCUGUGGAAGCAAGGAAGAGUCACACCAAGAACACAAAGCCUCAUAAAUUUCAUAAAGAUCAUGGCCAUGGCCACCUUGCUCAUUCUCCAAGCCCUGCCCCACCUCCAACUCAAACUCAAACUCAAACCACCAGUUUUGACGUUCUGUCUUUUGGGGCCAAGGCCAAUGGGAUUUCUGAUGAUUCCAAGGCACUCAAAGCAGCAUGGGAAGCUGCCUGCAAAGUUGAUGGUGCUAUAGUGAAAAUUCCAGCAGAACACAGGUUCUUAAUCAAGCCCAUUACUUUACAAGGCCCUUGUAUGCCUAACCUUACUCUUCAGAUAGAUGGAACUCUGAUAGCUCCUCCUGCAAUAUCUUCCUGGCCAAAAUCCAGUUUAUUUCAGUGGAUAAAUUUAAAAAACAUCCACAGCUUCACCAUCCAAGGUUCUGGCACCAUUAAUGGCCAAGGCUGUAACUGGUGGACCACCUCACAGAUUUAUCAUAUGCAGAAGAAGGGAUACUAUUCUAAACAGAUUCCAAGCAUGAAACCUACUGCUGUGAGGUUUUAUUCCAGCAAUGAUGUAACAGUUCGUGAUAUCAAAAUCAUAAAUAGUCCUCUGUGCCAUCUAAAGUUCGACAAUUCAAAAGGGAUCAAAGUCAAUAACAUUACAAUAUCUUCCCCAGAAAAUAGCCAAAACACUGAUGGUAUUCACUUACAGAACUCACAGGAUGUAGAGAUUCAACAUUCCAACAUCGGAAGUGGAGAUGACUGUGUAUCCAUCCAAACUGGUUGCGCAAAUAUUCAUAUUCACCAUAUUAUCUGUGGCCCAGGACAUGGUAUAAGCGUAGGAGGAUUAGGAAAAGACAAAAGUGUGGCAUGUGUCUCCAACAUCAUGGUUAAUGAUGUUUCAAUGCAAAACACAUUAUAUGGAGUAAGGAUCAAAACAUGGCAGGGUGGUAUUGGGAUGGUGAAGAAUGUGUCAUUCUCAAGAGUCCAAGUGCAAGACGUGAAGAUUCCAGUAAUGGUAGAUCAAUACUACUGUGACAAGCAUGUGUGCAAGAACCAGACAGGAACAGUGGUGAUUUCUGGUGUCAAUUUUGAUAAAAUUCAUGGGACUUAUUCAUAUCAACCUGUUCAUAUAGCUUGCAGCAAUUCCAUACCUUGCACCAACAUUGAUCUAACUGAUAUUCAGCUAAGGCCAUCACUGAGAUACAGAGGUUUUCAACAAGCUUUGUGUUGGAACUCUUAUGGGAAAUCUCAAGGCAGCCUGCAACCUUCAAGCAUUGAUUAUUGCCUGAGAAGUGGUGGUGGUUAUAUCAAGAAGAUAGCUAGGUCUCAUGAUAGUUUGUGUUACUAGAGAUUUGUGGACUUUCAGAUUUAAUUAUUUGAGUCUUGUGUGUAAUGGAAGCUUCCCUUCUGCUAUAGUUUUUUCAUUGUGGGAAGGUGAUGCUGUAAUUUAGCUUUCAUUUUUCUUCUUCAUGCCCUGUAAUUUUACUGUAUUGAAAAAUAUUGAU